CUUUUCUGGUAUCAACGGUUUCCUGGGGGUCCUUAUUCAUUGUGGGACACAACAAUUAGCUGUGGCUAACUAGCUCGCCAGUUAUAAUUUUAUUGGCACUGUGUGCAACAGCAUGCACGUUUCAUCGAACGUUUUGGCUAAAAGAAUAUGAGCAAAGAUUCCAAGAUGAGAGCAACAAUUAAUCAGAAAUUAACUGAGAUGGGUGAACGAGAGCGAUUGAAGGAGUUGCUCAGAGCUAAACUCACUGAAUGCGGAUGGAGGGAUCAGCUGAAAGCUCAUUGUAAAGAUGUCAUCAAAGAAAAGGGCUUGGAGCAUGUGACCGUCGAGGACCUUGUGGUAGAAAUCACCCCUAAAGGAAGAGUUCUGGUGCCUGAUAGUGUGAAGAAGGAGCUGCUGCAGAGGAUAAGAGCCUUCCUGGCUCAGCAUGCCACAUAAUGGAACCAACUUUUUUUUUAAAAACCUUUUGCUAUCAGAGUUUUUCGAGCUUGUUUUCUUUUUGCCAUCGUGCUGUUAUUACUAGCUAUUUGAUGCAAUCAUCCAUCAUGAUUUAGAUUUAUUCAAUUAGUUUGUUCAAUGUCCGAUUUUUAAGAAUGAAAGAUGUCUGUUUUUCACCGCCGGCAGUUCUUUACAUGAUGCAACGAGUCAACAUGUGUCAAUAACUGUACGUUGUAUUGGAAUACAUAACAUUCUAUGCUGUUUUUAAUCUGUGGAUUGUCUUCUCAUUUUGAGUUGGUUUGUCAUUAGAGAAAUGCUUUUGAGAGGAGUUGGUAAUAAAGCUGGUUCUGGGUUUUGUACGAAGUUCAA
This is a messenger RNA of Oncorhynchus keta (chum salmon), 804 nucleotides long. RefSeq names its product transcription and mRNA export factor ENY2-2. Gene Ontology annotation, molecular function: chromatin binding; transcription coactivator activity. The coding region runs from base 148 to 435 and encodes 95 amino acids. The record is from RefSeq and is a predicted model, not a curated record. NCBI's taxonomy places the organism in Eukaryota, Metazoa, Chordata, Actinopteri, Salmoniformes, Salmonidae. The transcript is spliced from 5 exons. Gene Ontology annotation, biological process: positive regulation of DNA-templated transcription; poly(A)+ mRNA export from nucleus; regulation of transcription by RNA polymerase II. Gene Ontology annotation, cellular component: SAGA complex; nuclear pore; DUBm complex.